CCGUGCUUAACAGACUGGAAGUCAGCACUUGUAACAGGCGGCCAGUCGCCAUUUUAUCGUGUGGAAGCGAAGUUAGCAAACAAGGUGGAUAGCACGGAACAUUGUACAGCAGGCUGUGAUGUUGACGAUUUGCGAACGUUCUAAUAAAAGUGUGAUGUCCGAUUUUCAGUUUAGAUAACAGUUCGUGAAAUUACUGUCAGUACAUAUUAUUAUUAUUAUUGUGUGUGUAGUGUGGGAGUGUUUUUAUCGAAACAAUGGGUUCGAAAGUGGAAUACGUGGAGUCUUCUCACAUUUAUGCGACGAACUACGUCCGCAACUCAAAAGCUAUUGGCGUGUUGUGGGGCAUUUUCACAAUAUGCUAUGCCAUAAUUGUUGUAGUGGCAUUCGUUACCCCUGAGUGGAUAGGCGACACACUGGAGUCGGAAUAUCCUGGACGCUUCGGCCUGUGGGCGAGGUGCUACUUCCAUAGUUCCUCGGGGGGCGGCGAGGACUGUCAAGGAAGACUAGACGACCUGUCCACUGUGUCCAGCCCAGCAUUUCGGGCUGCUACUGUGUUCGUGGGUCUGUCUGUCAUCCUGGCCCUGCUUGCUAUAUGCUCCAUGCUGCUGUUCUUCUUCUUCCAGUCCACUACCGUGUUCCACGUCUGCGGGUGGAUCCAGGUUGCCUCAGCCGUGUGCCUUGUCGUGGGCGUCGUGACCUACCCUGCCGGGUGGGACUCUAGCGACGUGAAGCGAACUUGUGGCACCUCUGCGGGCCGCUACGAGCUGGGGGAGUGCGGGCUCAGAUGGGCCUGUCUUCUGGCGGUCAUCGGCUGCCUGGACGCCAUCAUCCUAGCGGCUCUCGCCUUCAUCCUGGCAACCCGCCACGUCAGGUUGCAAGCCGAGCCUGGAUACACCGCGAACGGGUCGCUCUACAAGGGUGAAGUGAACGGUGGUUUCGUUGGCGACGCGCAGUCAGUGGCUGGGUCCAGGAAGUCGCUGAACCUCCACCCUGUUUUGCUGAUGCCUCAACCUCACCAUCCGGGCGGCGAGGCUGACCGCUUCUCCGAAUUCUCCAAUCGGACCGGUCGCUCAAAGUCCUCAGCAUACAGGGCCGAAUAUGCAUCUAGCAUACAGAACUUCCAGCUGUGAGAACUUCUGAUAAGCUACAGGGUGUUCACUUUAUAAUGGAACCUUAUCUAACGGAAUUUUCGGCGACAGACUUAGCAGUGACUUGGCCAGGACAUGCCCCUCCUAAUUAUGGGAUGUGUCUGCGGUUCGUAGCUUAAUUUACGAACAGUUUAAGUAUGUUCUGGUUGGUAUUCUUAGGUUAAUUAAUGUAUAUUUUCUUCCCUCGACCCGAAUGUAGAUAGGAAUCAAGCAGAAGGGUAUAGUAAUAUGACACAUUUUGAAUGAGUUUUUCUCACAUGUCUGUCAUAUACUGUACCUUAUUGGCAUGUUGGUCUCUGCUGGAUUCGGCUUCAAGAAUACGUGACAGCUUUGAACUGAGGGAGCGAAAAUGGAAUAACCAUAGUAAAGGACGCAUGUUAUCAACUACUGUGCCUUGUAUUAUAUGCAGUCAGAUUUCUUUAUAAUUUAACCAUUUUGUACUUUUUCCUCCGCCAUACCAAAGCAUGGAACGGAGACAGAAAAACAAAUUGGCAUCCACGCUCUUGUCAUGACUUUCCAGAAAAGAAAACUGUUAUGCAUUAGAGCAUAUUUAGGGGGCGUAUCUUAUAAUCUUCUUGUUAGAUAAAUAGAACACAGUAAUCUCGUUGUUGAUACAACAGAGAUGGGUAAAAAAAUUUUAGAAUUAUUUUUAUCUCCGUAUUAUUGGACCACUCUGUAUGUUAAAAAUGUAGUUUUGGGUAAGAAAUAUGCCCAUGUACAUAUAACUCUCGUAAUUUUCAAAAAUUCAAGUUUAAAUUCCACAUUUUGUAACAAAACAUAUGGCAUGAUGACUAAUGAAGCUUAGAGACAACUGUACUUUUACUUUAUUUCACUGCAGCGCUAGCUUCUCUGUACGAGAGAUGAUACAAGGUUUUGAACUGAACAUUUCAUGAAUUACAUUGACUAUUCCUGUCAGUUGACGUAAUUUUUGACUAACAUUGUGCCCAUCUAGGCCAUGGCACUGUGUAACCUGGUGUUCAGAGUAGAAGUGAUGGAAGCAGUAUGCCCUUUCGAAACACCACGACCACUUACUAGACUAUACUAUACUAGACUAGGCUAGAUGGGUCAUAAUGCAGAAGCUGAUUGUGUGGAUCAUUACCACCGCGAACACUUCAGAUCACAUGAUCUGUAUAUGACACUCUUAUUAGAAGAUGCUUGAAUUUCGGAAUAUUUUUUAAACUCUAAGUAAGUAAAUAAGUAACUAACUACGUCUAGUGAUCUGGUGAUAAUUUUAAGAAUAAUGGAAUUAUGUUUCCACUCUCCCAUAAGUCUUUAUGGCGUGGUACUUAAUUAAGCACAGAGACAACUUUACCCUAACUUUACUUACAUAUUUACAGCGUUUAGUAAGGCUGCCACCCAGUCUGUGUACUGAGUGCCCAAAGUUCGGAAGAUAAGUGAGUAACAAAUGAGUGAAGUGCUUUGAAAUUCCGAGCAGGGACUUUGAUUCUGUGUGACGAGUUAUUCUGGCAGUUGCUAGCAAAUUUGAACUUCAUUUUUGCAGUGACUGUUCCGAACGGUGAAAUGUGUGUGGGAUGUUGUGACAAUAAUACGCUGUCGUGUUUUGUAAAUGUAUAUAUAAUACUGCCCAGAAUGUACGUUAUAACAAUUUGAUACAAUAAAGUUACUAACAUUUUAUACUA
Messenger RNA from Cryptotermes secundus, 2788 nucleotides. It is a transcript of the gene Tmhs, whose product is annotated as LHFPL tetraspan subfamily member 3 protein. The transcript has 3 exons. Gene Ontology annotation, cellular component: plasma membrane. NCBI's taxonomy places the organism in Eukaryota, Metazoa, Arthropoda, Insecta, Blattodea, Kalotermitidae. The coding region runs from base 255 to 1130 and encodes 291 amino acids. Gene Ontology annotation, biological process: sensory perception of sound. The record is from RefSeq and is a predicted model, not a curated record.